AUGGCGCUUGCUGACCAUUUUCAAUUAUUGUCACUCAAAAGGAAAAACUUUUUAAUGACCACGUUAGCGGUAGUAGGUUCCUUUUUGCAAAUACAAGGUAAACCUCUAGUUUGGGCUUUUAUAUACUAUUUGUAAAUGUUGGAUUUAUCGAGGUUCCAUAAUUUUGUUUUCACCAAGGAAUUUAAUUUAACGAGGCGAGUAGAGUUAGCAACGCAGUUUUAGGCUCUAGAAUAUGUGCUCUCUUUUUCAGCAUUUACGUGGAAUAAGGCACCUUCAGAUCCUGUUUAUGGAAUUCUUGGUGAAAACGUUACUCUCAGAUGGAGUUUCAAAACAAAUGCCUCAGACAAGCUUGACUUAUUUAUUCUACUUAAAGACGGCAUGGAUAUGAUCAAGUACAGCGAUGUGACUGAUAAAGUAGUCUAUUAUAAGCCAUACAUAGGAAGUGUUGUACUAGAGAGAAAUGCAACCCCAUCCUUUACCCUUAUCAAUCUGAAAAGUGAUGAUGUCGCUAAAUAUUGCUGUAAAGUGAACACAAAGGCUACAGGAGGAUCACAUGGAGAUGUCCACUCCAGUUGCACCCAUCUUAAAUUGUUAGGUAAGGCAUUUUCACCGUGCUAUCUUUCUUUUCAGACAAAUUGUUUACAAAUUACUGUAUGAGUCUAAAGGCGGCAAGUGCAACGAUAUAUUUAGGAAUAGCUGGCGACACUGUUAUAUCUUGAUACUAGUGAACAGUCCAUCGCGCACAUAUAAAAAGUCCAAGAGAGCCUUGUGUCCUGGCACCCCGGGAAGGAAGACCUGUUGUUAGUAAUCUUACUAAACUGAUAAAUAAUUUCCUACAAUCUUGAGAGGUAGAACAACCUCUCACAGCAAAUAAAUAAGCGCCACAUGAGCGGACGUUCAUUUGAGUGAACAGAACUGAUCUUUUUGUCAGCUUAAUACAGCGCUUAUACAGCGUAACUAACAAAUGGCAAGUACUGCUCUCCAAUCUGGUUUUAUUUACGUGAAGGCUUGAAUUAAAUCGUGUUUUAGCUGGUGAGUUGAACUAUUUCGUCCUCAGUUCUUAGUCCUCACAUUACAAUUUUCAGUCUCCACGGUUCUCCUUGGUUUCGUGAGCAUGUUGUGUUUUUCCCUUUCACUGGGCAAAGGUCAAAUGAAAAAUUAUAGGCUCUGAAGCUGUGGCUAAUAAAAUAUUUUAAAUGUCUUUGUCAACGGACUUCAAUCUCAGUGUCGUCUAAAAUACUCCUGUUUGAACUCCCAUUUGUUUGAUUGAGUAAUAUAAUAAAAGUGACUUGAUAGCGAAUGCAUGUAACUUAUAGUACUCACUGGCUUGUGUACUUGACAAUUUCAUAAGUUAAACGCGAUGAUCAUAAAUUCCACCGAGUAUCGUUUUCAUCGCAACUUCAUCUGCGCUGAAAAUAGGUCGCCAAGAUUAAAUAUGAGGGUCUGAUCAGCGUGAUUUGAUCUGAUGUACUGACUGUACAUCAAGUACAAACCAUAAUGUAGAUACGCACGGACCCUGCUGCUGUACAUAGGUUGUCAGGAUCAAUAUAUGAUAAUGAGUUUAGUGCCAAAGGCUUUUUUACUACCUUGUGCUUGCUGCUAAAAUCCUAAAAAGCGAUCAUUUGUAUUUUAGUAUUUUCCCACUAUUUGUGUGUUUUUCUUUUGUUUUUGCGAAUUCUAGCCCGUCCUUCGAUCACGUCGGCCAUCUCAAGCAAUAGAACACUAAACGAGACUAAUGAUGUAACCCUGUCGUGUACUGCAAGUGGUAAACCCCCUCCUAAUGUCACGUGGACAAAAGCUGAUGAUGUGGGUAAUGUCCUUAGCUGGAGCUCUUUUCUAGAACUAAAGAACAUCACUAGGAAACAGGAAGGCUUAUAUAGGUGCACAGCUGACAAUGGACUCGGUAAAGCCGAAUCUUCUAUUAGGAUAGUUGUUCAGUGUAAGUACGUAACUUUGUUAAAGUCUAUAUAGGUGUAAGGUAUUUGGCCAUGAACGUUUGCGUUUGAAUUGGCCGUCGACAACAAUAAUACUCAAAGGAGUUCUCAUAGGCGAAAUUUAGUCUGAUUUAUUCGAAAUAUUUAGGAAAGGUGAGGGAUUAAAUAAGAAUGAAUGCAAAACAAGGCAAUCAACAUAUAAUGCUAGCAAUUGCCAUUGAUUUCGUGACAUUUAAGUCAAAGGAAUUGUCUACCCUGAUUUCUUCGUCGUUUGGGAGACUGAAUUUCAUCGUAAUCGUGUUUUGCAAUAAUGUCAUUGUUUUUUUAAAUGUUCUUUAAAUCUUGCAGAUGCACCAUCGAUCAAAUUGUCUACGACAAGGUACAAUUUCACUGAAGGCACAGACAUGACCCUUCUUUGUGAGAGUGAUGGUGUUCCCGCUCCUACUGUCACGUGGUCAAAGAUUGGAGCGGUUAGCAAUUUUUCUUAUCCCUCUGCUCAGAGGCUUAUCAUCAGGAAUAUUAGCAGAACGGAGGCUGGUACCUACAGGUGCACGGCCUCAAAUGGCAUUGGGAAACCUGCACUCCAUGUAAUGCACGUCAACGUGUUUUGUAAGUUUACUAACCUAAGUUAUAUCAUAAUGGAUACAAAAUCUUUUAAUUUUGAACGGCUGAAUAUCAUUUUCUUCUAACUAUUUUAAAAAUAUAGGGAAAGUAUAAGUGAAUAUUCUUAUAAUAAUACAUAAAUAUAAUUCGGGCCGUUAGCGACUCUGACUGUCUCAUGUAAGGUUUGUAUUAGAUCUUGUGCUGCUGAAAUAAAAUUUCCGUGUAAUCUGUACGACAUAUUUCGGCGUCCAUUAGUCAUUUUUAAUCCUUCGUAUAUCACUAAUGAUCAUCGCUUCCUAACUAAAUUUUAUGAUCUCCCUUAUAAAUUCAUGCAGAUCAAUAUGCAUUCACUGCUAAUGUGAUCUUUACCGUCUUGUAGAUCCCGCAAGUAUUGUCAGAGGACCGUUAAGUCAAACAGUGAAUGAGACAACAGACCUCCAUCUGUUCUGUAAUGCGACUGGCAAUCCUCAGCCACUGAUCAAGUGGUUCAGAUUCAGAGGACUCAUACUUCUCGGACUCCCGUCAUUUGAUGGCAUCCUCAUUGUGAGAAACAUCAGUAAAUCCGACUCGGGAAUUUACAAGUGCAUCGCUAUUAAUGGUAUUGGAUAUAAAGCAGAUGCUACGUCCACUGUGACCGUCAACUGUAAGCCUGACUAAUUUCGGCUAUUUAUGUUAUGCCAGUGUAAAUGAGAGUAGGAAAGAGGAGGGUGAAAGGCGUUCAAAAGAGAGUUAAGAAGUCACGAGAUCCGGAGAAAAAACAUGUUGAGAAAAUGUAAACCGUAGCUAGGCUUUCGAACAAACAGAAACAGCUUGCCAACCAGCAAAAUGGUAGCUAUGAACUUCAAAACAUCUGAUUGUUUUUGCUUUGCAGUUCAAGUUUUAAAUCCACGUCCUAACGCUACUAUGCAUAGUCGUUUUGGUGAACCUUUCCGGUAAUUUAUGUCAAUGACUCACUAAUGUUUUGUUUUGGCUUCUAGAUAAACCAAGGACCACGCUUUUGACACCCAACGCAACUAAAGUCAAGGCGAUAGAAGGCCAUCCAGUGACAUUCUACUGUAAAGCGGAUGGUGUGCCUCCCCCAAUACUUGAGUUACAUUUCAAUGGUGUUUUAUUGGGUUAUUUCAUCAAUGGCCAAUAUGUUAUGGAAAAAAUUAACGCUACUGACCGAGGAAAAUACGAAUGUGUAGCACGCAAUAUUCUUGGAAUCAGGCGAAUAACAACUUUUCUCGUUAAUGUGUUAGGUAGGUAUGAGUGAAGAGAAGAUAGAUAACAAGUUUUGGUUUAUGUCAUCUUUUGCUGGGUUUUCGAGCACCAUUGGAGCAAUCACCCGCUUGAGCAAGAGGAUAAUGAUUAUGAUGUCGUCCUACAUGUAGCUGAAGCAGUUCCAAGCAUGACUUUCAUAACUCUUCCAGGAAACUAAUAGAGCCGUAAGAGGUGAUCGGCUAAUUCUUCGGGCGAUCCCGCACCUGUUUGAAGAUUGUUUUUGAUUAGCUGGGAAAACAAUAGGGAUUGUUACAUAAGAAUGCCCCUAUCCCUGAAAACAAUGGAAGUGCAGAUUAAAGGGGACCAGUGAAAUAAGAGGUUUAGGACAUUGCAGGUCUACUGAAUUCUUCUUUCGGAUUCACAUUUUAUUUUUUUAAUUCCUUCUCCCUAACUAAUGCACCAACACUCAUAAAAUUUCUCGGUUUGUAGAGCUUUAAAGUAGGAGAAGAUGCAGUAAAAGAAAAGAGGCCUUAUACAUACAUGUAUAUAGGAGCUACACGUAAAAGGCUGUCAGUUCAUGGGUUCGUUUAUAAGUGAAAAUAAAAGGGCGUUACACUGAACGGUUAAAAGCUUCGAGAUGCCUUACCCAGUGAGUUACCCUUUAAGUUAAAUAAAAAUUUAUUUUUCAGUUCCGCCAUCGCUAGAUUUUGUCACCAAGAAUGCAACAAUAAACGAGAAAGAUAGCCUUGAGCUGUUUUGCAACGCAACUGGCAAGCCUCGUCCAAACAUAACAUGGACCUUCCUGGGUGGUGCUGAUGAAGGGUACUCCAGAAAAGGGGAAACUCUCACUAUUUCAGAUGUUAAAAGGAAUCAGGCUGGAUUUUAUCAGUGCACAGCUUCUAACAACGUGACUAGCAUACAAACAGUAAAUGUGCUUGUUACGGUGAGCUGUAAGUAAAACGUGUUACUCCUUUAAGUUUGAUUCCUGUUACGAAACACAUCUGAUGAAAUAUCACCGAAUGAAGUGUUGCGAGUAAUGUAACAUGUUUUCAAAAGUUGCACAAUUUGUUUAGAGCCUUGGAGGUUUCUUGUGAUCAGUUUCCUUUAAAACAAGGUGUUCCUCAGGGAUCAUGUUUGGGCCCCUUGCUUGUCACUAUCUACACGCGCAACUGUUUCAGAUCGUUGAACGCCACCUCCCACAAGUUCAUUUCUACGCGGAUGAUACACAGUUGUAUGUAUCAUGCCCCAAUCGAUCUGCGGAUGCUGAUUUUGCCAUCAAGUCCAUGACUGACUGUAUGAGGAGUUGGGUGAUUUCAGAUAAUCUUAUGUUAAACGAUGAUAGAACAGAAUUUUUAAUUAUAAGUACUAGGCAGCAGCUGGCCAAGGUUAACAUCAAUUGCAUGAGGGUUGGGUCGACUGAUGUUUGUCCUGUAACAGUAGCUAGAAACUUAGGCUUAUGGUUUGAUAAGCAGCUCACUAUGUCAACUCAUUUUAGCAAGUUAUGUGGUGCUACCGUUUACCAUUUGCAUAAUAUCAAAAGCCUUCGCAAGUAUUUGUCACGAGAAUCAACGGAAAUGCUUCAUGUCCAUGCAUUUAUUACAUCUCUUGUUGAUUAUUGUAAAAGUCUUUUGUAUGGGCUACCCAACUACCAGCUUAACAAAUUGUACAGAGUUUUGAAUGCCUCAGCCAGGCUAGUUUGUAAUGCCCUUAGAUUUUGCCACAUCUCACCCCUUCUUCGUGGACCGCAUUGGCUUCCUGUUAAAGCCCGGGUACAAUUUAAGAUACUGCUUAUUACGUUCAAAGAAAUUCACGGCCUAGCCCCUAAAUAUCUAUGCGAUUUACUAACAUUUAAAUCGUCCUUAUAUAACCUUAGAUCUUCAGGUAGUAUUUUACUUUCUAUGCCAGCUGUUCGAUCGAAAACGUUAGGUGAUAGAGCUUUUAUGGUAGCAGCGCCAACGUUCUGGAACUCUCUUCCAAAAGAACUUCGUGCGAUUACUAAUGUGAACAGUUUUAAGGCGCAUAUUAAGACUUUUCUUUUUAGAACUUUAUAUUGGUGAGCAAUUUUAUAUUCAGUUCCUCCUUGCAUGCAUAUAUAUUCUUUUUAUUGUUAUUUAUUUAAAGUAAUGUAGUUGUAAUGCGCAGCUGAUCAUUGUUAUGUUAAGUUGCGCACAAUAAGUUCAUAAAUUACUAUUAUUAUUAUUAUUAUUAUUAUUAUUAUUAUUAUUAUUAUUAAGGUAACUUUGUCCAGAAAUUACACUGCCUUACACACCGAAGGGUAAAGAAAAUUAUAGGUCAUCCCCAGAACUGAGUUAAUGUGUUCUGGAAACGUUGAAUAAACACUCGUUUAGAUCUAGCUGUUUGUCUAUUAUCAAAAUUGCCCCAAAAGGUUCACGAAAAGCAAUUACAGCAACUUCUGUUUAAAUAGAAGAGGUUUGACUUUUGACGGCUUUUUGUUUUUGACCUUGUUUAAUAAGCUUGGACUUCUAAAAAUCUCCAUCAAUUAACAGCGACAGUUGAUAAAAAAAGUUCCCGCAUGUGAUGGAAAUUGCAAAAUUAUACAGAAUCUUUCUAAUUGCCUUACUACAGUGCAAGAUUAAGGUGGCAGUUCUAGCCCAUGCUCUCUCUUCUUUCACCUUAGAUAAACCAGAGAUCAAAGAUAGAAGCGAAACCACAACGCACAACAUCAUGUCCUGGAUUGGCCGUGAAACGAAAAUCACUUGUGAGGUGGAAGGAGUUCCGUUACCAGAAAUAAUAUGGACUCGUAAUGGCAGAGUGGCAUCUUCAAAAAGGUUACAUCCCCGCGUCAGUACACUAACGUUCACUCCACAAAGAGAAAGCGAUUUUGGUGUCUAUUUGUGCAAAGCUAGCAAUUUUCUUGGGGUUGCAAGGAAGGUUGUUAACGUUGAAAUGCUAGGUAAGUUUCGUCUAAAAGUUUUUAAGAUCGUUUAUGCUCAAUUAGUCCCUACCAAAACGCUGUUCAUGCUUAUUAUUUAUGAGACUAGACGUUUGAGUUAAAGUUCACGAAGAAGCUUAAAUAAGUCUUUCUUUCCAAUUCCAUUAAUCAACGAAUGGUUGAAACACAAACACCGUAAGCAGUGUUGCUUUAAAACUGUGUCAUGGACCGGUACAAUAUAUAAGAUACAUUAGAUAAGUUCUGUGGAUGUGACACGAAUGUAAUGGAAUAACAUGCUCGUGACGGCGAACAUAUUGAUAAAAAAGGUCGACAUUUUGAGAUUCCCAGCUUGAAAAAUUUGGUCAAAUCUUAUACCAGCAUGGACCAAUAUAUCCCCUUUGUUUGAGGAACAUCAAUGGCCACCGUGACGUCGUAUAUAUGCAGCUUAAUUGCACAUCACAUUAUGUGCCAACUAAGGAAGGGUUCACAGACUAACAUAAACUAUGGGCCAUGUCCCCAGUAUUGAAACAAGUUUCUGACCCACAGCUAAGCCACAAGCACCGAUAAUUUUGGAAGUUCUCGCAGGAGUUAAUGACUUGGUAAUACGUUGGAAUGCGUCCAUCACCCAUCCUGCUGGACCAGUCCGGGAUUAUCUAGUACAGGUGAAAGAGGAGGAUGAUCCACUGAGACUAAAAAAUUGCUCGCGAAUUGAAGAAAUUGCUUCCUCGUUUACCUGUGUUCUGGACAAUUUGAAGAGUGGUACUGUGUAUUUUGUGCGCGUUGCAGCACGGAAUAUUGUGGGAUACAGUGACCUUACAAAGGAGGAAAUUCGAACAAAAGAUGUUGAUGACGAUGAAAAUAAAGGUGCGAGGACUUCACAUAUAAAUACAUUUUUUUAAUUAUAUAAUUCCCCUUCAAACGGAGAAAUACUAUUAGUUAAGGCUGCUUUUUGCUGUACAGCAAUUAUAACAAAGAGAGGCACAUAAUAUGAAAAAGCUCUACUUUAUUGUUUACUGAGGCUUUGCGUAUCAUCUGGGAGAGAGUUUUGCUCGUAAAUACUGAUAAUAAUAAGGAUGAUAAUGAUAAUGAUAAUAUUAAUGGUAGUGAUAACAAUGAUGCUAAUGAUGGUAAACGUGGUGAAUGUGUAACGAUUGUGAUUGAUUAUUUUGGUUUUAUCAAGGGAAACCAGACGAGACCCAGCAUCGCUUUGAAAAAGAGGUUAAUUUUUAAGUUACUGAUUUCCCCAAAGCUAUUUAAUUAUUUUGUUAAAUCCCUUUUACAGAAACGGGCGCCUUAAAACAACACAAAGGCAAGUCUACAUACGUAGUUGACGCUAUUAUUGGAGGGGUCAUUGGCUUGAGCAGUCUGGUCGUAAUAAUUGUAGCUAUAGUGAUAAACAGACGACCUUGCCACAAAGGUAUCUGGAUAGACUUCUAUAACUGUAUAAUACGCUAAGAUUAGAUAUAGUUUCGUUGUGGUAAUUACUUUUUUAUUCAAGGGGAUUUGUGCAAAAGAUCAGACUACAACCUAUGAGUAGGUUUAGGUUCGCCGACAUGGACGAUAAUGUCAAAGUCAUUCUGAUUCCAGGGGAGAAUUGGGGCGAUUAUAUGGGAACCAUAGCAACUNGUUAAUGACUUGGUAAUACGUUGGAAUGCGUCCAUCACCCAUCCUGCUGGACCAGUCCGGGAUUAUCUAGUACAGGUGAAAGAGGAGGAUGAUCCACUGAGACUAAAAAAUUGCUCGCGAAUUGAAGAAAUUGCUUCCUCGUUUACCUGUGUUCUGGACAAUUUGAAGAGUGGUACUGUGUAUUUUGUGCGCGUUGCAGCACGGAAUAUUGUGGGAUACAGUGACUUUACAAAGGAGGAAAUUCGAACAAAAGAUGUUGAUGACGAUGAAAAUAAAGGUACGAGGACUUCACAUAUAAAUACAUUUUUUUUAAUUAUAUAAUUCCCCUUCAAACGGAGAAAUAUUAUUAGUUAAGGCUGCUUUUUGCUGUACAGCAAUUAUAACAAAGAGAGGCACAUAAUAUGAAAAAGCUCUACUUUAUUGUUUACUGAGGCUUUGCGUAUCAUCUGGGAGAGAGUUUUGCUCGUAAAUACUGAUAAUAAUAAGGAUGAUAAUGAUAAUGAUAAUAUUAAUGGUAGUGAUAACAAUGAUGCUAAUGAUGGUAAACGUGGUGAAUGUGUAACGAUUGUGAUUGAUUAUUUUGGUUUUAUCAAGGGAAACCAGACGAGACCCAGCAUCGCUUUGAAAAAGAGGUUAAUUUUUAAGUUACUGAUUUCCCCAAAGCUAUUUAAUUAUUUUGUUAAAUCCCUUUUACAGAAACGGGCGCCUUAAAACAACACAAAGGCAAGUCUACAUACGUAGUUGACGCUAUUAUUGGAGGGGUCAUUGGCUUGAGCAGUCUGGUCGUAAUAAUUGUAGCUAUAGUGAUAAACAGACGACCUUGCCACAAAGGUAUCUGGAUAGACUUCUAUAACUGUAUAAUACGCUAAGAUUAGAUAUAGUUUCGUUGUGGUAAUCACUUUUUUAUUCAAGGGGAUUUGUGCAAAAGAUCAGACUACAACCUAUGAGUAGGUUUAGGUUCGCCGACAUGGACGAUAAUGUCAAAGUCAUUCUGAUUCCAGGGGAGAAUUGGGGCGAUUAUAUGGGAACCAUAGCAACUUCAAAAUACCUUGUCACUAGUGUGCUUUGCCUUGAAAACUAUGGUCCCCCAGUGGUUAACUGGGAAUAAACUGAUACCGUGGUCCCCUAGUGGAACCGGCCGUAACACCUGACUUCCAUGUUAUCAUCUGGAUCACUACAUCGUCCUGGACGUUUUUAGGACGAUUGAGAAAAUGGAAGAAAAAACGGAAGUUUAUUUCGAAAUCAGCCUAUUAUAUAUAUAAAUGUAUAAUCGAUUUUUGAUCUUUGCGCAUCACCACUAGAUGACUCGCGAUCGAAGGUUUAAACUAGUGGUCAGUUUAUGAUCAUUUAUGCUAACUGAUGUUAAUGUGUGAUUAUAAAGCAGUAGAAUCAUCUUUGUUUCUAGCAGCUGAGUGUGGCAGUCAUGAAAUCCGCAAUUUGCUCAAACAUUUUGAACAUAAUUAACAUUUAUAUAAACUAAUAAUGGCGACCUAGCCUCUAAAACUUUGAUCAAUGUUUUUUUUUUCAUAAUAGUUUUCGUCCUUUAUUCUUGACUUUUCUUUAUUUAAUCUUUACUCCUGACCUAACAUGAGUUCAAAUUGAUUCAAAUCGUAUUCAAUUUGUUCCAUUUUGUAGGCAGUAAGAAAAGCAACAUUGAUAAAAGGUGAGCCACACAAUCUCUUCACUUUUUUACUGAAAUGCAUAAGUUAUAUGAUAACUUGCUGAAGCAAUUGUCAGCAAACACUUUAAUUCUCCGUGGGUCAAAGAGUGACUCUUUUAUUUUGCUUUUAUUUAGGUUCAAGGACGGCCAUGACAAUGAAGGCUUCGCGGAAAACCCGAAGGCUGAUGAAUUGCAGGUAUGUAAACCAGGCUAGAUCGUUAGAAUUGUGUUCUAUCCGAGAAAAGGUAACCCCUGCUCAACUUAUGUUAUUCCUCUAUCUAGAACACCAGAGUCCUUUUCUCCCCUUUUUAAUUUAAAUGAAGUGUGCAUUUGUAACCAUUAUUCUGGCAGAGCACCACGAACACUGCACUGAAAAGGAUACCUGAUGACCCUAGGUUUUGUUGUUGUACUGGCUGACGUUAAAACUAAUCCAACAGUGGUGAGCCAAGAGGUUUUGCAUCAUUAUUCCGCUGUUCAAUGUCACAUAGAUUUUCAAUUUUGGCCAUCGUAGUCCUCAUAGCGAAGCUCUUGCGCACGUGAGGCGCUCACAGCGGAGCACCAUGGGCAAUAGAACUGGGUUAUCUAUACAUCCAAGAAAUUUUGGUUGUUAGUCCGUCCGUACGUAUGUACGUGAAAUUGGACAUCCAUGUUAUGUUUAAUUGACAGCUGUAAAAACCCGUUAUCCCACUGACCAGUGUUACAUGAAGUUCUUGAGCAGUUAUUUGUUUUCAAUUGAUCGCCGGUUCAGGUCCAUCUUUUUUCAGGAGGUUUUCAGUUUGCUUCUUGCUUAUAGCAAAAGUUAAAUUGAGUAAAAGAUGCCGCUUUUGGCUUUGGCUAAAUCUAUAUAUCGCAACCAGCUUUUGAUAAUCGAAGGAUCGAAGCUAUCUAUAUAAUUAUUGGGCAGUAUUCACUCCAUAGCGAAUAGAUAGAGACGGGAAACAAAAUGGCUGGCGUGAAAUCGGAGUUUUGCCGCCAAAGGUUCAGAGUAUAACCGUUUGAAAGUACAACAAAAUCCUAACAUUGACGUUCUGCAGAAAAGAGAAAAAAAUUCAAUUCUAUUAAUAAACGUUUUCUGCUCACCUCGAUGAGAGCCGCCAUGACAGCAAUUACAAAGGAAACCUUUUCAUUAAGUUGGCGAGUUGACAGAUCCAAGCAAACAGCUCUUAUUUUAUUCUCAGGUUGGGUAACAACAUAAAGUCUUGACUAUCCCUUUUAAACCGCUGACACUAUAGUUUGCAAAAGGACAGAAAAUAUGAGUUGUAUGUUUUAAAAUCCUGCAAAGAUCCGACUUUGCACGCGUUGUUGACCGCUAUAUGCGCCUUUUUCGCGUAUGAAAUGAUCAGUCAAUCGAAUCGUUUGAAUGGCUUCCUCUCUGCCACUAUUCUCCUUGAUCCCAAGAACAGGUGAUACGUAUCGUUAGCAAAAAGAGAGGUGAGCUUCUCGCGACUUGCUUCAGGCUUGGUAUUGGCGAAACGAGUGGGUAAUUGCAUGGUAGAAGGUACCCCAAAGGAUCGUUUGGAGGAGGCACCAAAAACAUAACGGACAGCACCAAGUCACCUAUUAAAUAUUCCCUCAUGGUCAUUCUGACCGAAGGAUAUAUGUCUGGUGCAUUAGAGGUGGAUAAUAGGGAAGAUAAGAUGUAUUUCUUAAACUAUUAAUUACUGCAGGUUGCAGCACAGCAGUUGUUGUUGUUUGUUGAACUUAAUGCUGUCCUUCAAAAUGAUCAAAAGAAGCUUUGUGGUCCCAUAUCGUACCCAGUUUUUCACUCGUUUAGAACAUGCGAAUUGAAUUCACCAUCUGUUUUGUUUACAGGAGCAACAAGUAUAAUGGAGAGCUUAGAUAAGUGGAACUACAAAGAAGGCUUGUCGGGGAACGGGGUCCCGCCUCAAGCAAGCCUUCAAUGAAGAUGAAGGACAUCGAGUCGAUAGACUGAAAAAAGUCAUUAUCGAGUGUGUAUCACAGAUUUUGUCAAUGGGGUUUAGUUUUUACCCUUAUUAGUGAGAUCAAACUUUGUAAACACUUUUAAAGGAUGAUAUUUGUAAAUAUUAGCACUAAGUUUGAUAAAUAUUUUAGAAGGUAAACAGAGGAGAACCUAAUUUUACGUGCCACUGGUACGUAACACCCGUAACAAAAACUUUUAAAUUGUAUUUCUUAGAAGCUACGAGCAAAUUCUUACAUCUAGCCAUGGCAUGGGAAAAUAACAGCCCCCUCCUCGUGGGGUUUUGCGUUUUUUUGUCCACCUUAUUUUAAUUCUCAUAACUAGAGCAGGAGAUUUUCGUCAGUCUAUGCAAAACUAUGUCUCAGAAGUAAAUGAUUGGCUAUUAUUAUUAUUAUUAUUAUUAUUAUUAUUAUUAUUAUUAUUAUUAUUAUUGGAAAAGGAGGUUUGGAAACAUAAAAUAGCAACGAACAAUAUACAGGUCGAUGUAGAACCCACUACACACAAAUAUCAUGGCUGCACUGACAAAACACAGCAAUAAUCGUUAUCUAUUAUUCUGAUACGAAGGGUGACAAAAUAACUAUCAAUAAAACAUUUGAGCAAGAUGAGUACCUCCACGCUUAUAAUUCACCCCACCGACCCUGAAAAUAAUGUUCAUCUAACUUGUUCAAGUCGUUUUCCAACUGAAAGCAAGCCAAACACAAUAUGGAAAAUAAACAAAACAUGUUGGCAUGAGUUUAAAACCUUUGCCACCAAUCUUUUCUCCAGAGCCUUCAUUACCGCAGGGAAACUGGUAACAGACGCUCUGGAAAAAUCAGAAACCGGAUCUGCAAAGUCCCGGUUUCGGUUUAAUUACUUCCUAAAGGAGUCGUUAACUAGUUACUGACCAAGAAAGGUCCCCAGGGGAAUUUUUUUGGAAACCACAAUUUGAAUAGGCGCCGUAGUUCCGUAAUAGUCACGAGCAGAUAAAUUUACGUUACCUUCGAUCGCGACGAAUUUAGUAAAGAAAGCAUCUUUAGUUAAAGAAGACCGAAAAAUAUCAAUGCAAUAACGCGGUGACAAGCUUGAUCCUUGUCCUGUAACGACUGAAACAUUCGUGAGUCAUGACGGAACACAUUCUUUGUGUUCGCUCCAUUACGGCUGCCAAUUGUGCGAAUUUUGAAAGCUUUCGUCAACUGAACUGAUAAGAAGCAACUUUGGCAGUCACUUGUAAUGUGUGUUAUUCAUCUUUAAGGUUUGUUACUAAUCGUUCGGAAUUCUCUGACCCAAUCCCCCCCAAAUUCUCUUCCCUUGCAGGGAAGAGAAUUAUCUUGAGACACCAUUUUGAACCACGGCUCCACGGUAUUUUUCGCGGGAAAAUUAGCCCUAUUCAGACCGGGGAUUUUCGAGGCCCUCCCUCCCGCUAAUAAGAUGGAUAACGCCAAGACCGUUUGAGCUUUGACCAACAAAAUUAGCGACUAUUCCCAGGAGCCUAUAACCCGGAGAGGGUUGUGCACAUGCAACUGUGUUUCUAUUUAGCUCAAUUUUCCCGCAAUUUUGAAUAUCAAAUAAGUCUUACAAGUCGGGUAUCAAGAACUGGAGAAUGGAAAAUAGUAUAUCUGAUGUUUUGAUAGCAUCUAAUUUUUCUUUUUGUCAUUAUUAUCGUACUAUGGAUGGGCACACAUACGGGACGUUGCUUCCAUUUUCCCGGGAAAAAGUACUCCAAAAUGAUGCUGAAAAUAAACUUAUCUGUGGAAACGCCGUUGCAUGUACUAAGUAUGGGAGUGGCACUCCUCCAGAUUAUGAGCUCCUGCUUUUCUGAAAAAUUAACUGGGAAUAUCUUUAAGUCGUUAACAUUGAUGUUACCAUUGCAACCGAGUUUUAAAGAGUUUUUGCAAAAUCUGCCUUUUCCUUUAAAAAGGAUAUAUUUCUAUUAUUACUUACUGUAAGAGUACACUUAAUUUAGCAGUAUUUUAUCAAAUGUAUUACAACUGUCACGGUAAUGCAGGCUUUUUAGUGACUAAUUUGAGGGAAAAAAAUUACAUGACUAAAUGGCACAUGCUGGGUUAAAUUUUUAACAGUGUUUUUUUUUUUCUCGAAAUGUCAUAACUGGUGGAUCCUUUUUUUCUUUGCUUUUUAUUGAUCCGUUUGUACACAGAUAUUGUUUUUUCUCAAGAUUACCAGGAGUUAUACGGUUUGUAUAGGCAAUAGCAUGAUUUGUAGUGAUAUUUGGUAUAAAUACCACGAGUGAUGUUUCCAAAUUGUUAUACGUAAUUUCACGAGCCGUUAGGCGAGUAAAAUUUGGGACAAUUUCGAAAUGUCACGAGUGGUAUUUAUGCCAAAUAUCACGUACAAAUCAUGCUAUUAUUUGUUUAUACUACUACCCACAAAGGUUUUGUAAUUUUAACAUGUAGGUAUUUCAAAUUAAGCUGAAAUACCACUGCUCUAAGCCAAUCAAAUUACAUAAAUUUCUCAUGUAGUAGUAUAAUAAGUAAAAUAGAAUACAGUUAAUGAAUUCGAAACGGUGGAUCCAAGAUGACCGAUGAUUCCAGUUCCUUCUUUUUUGUGAUAAUAAUUGACGUCAAUAUGAAAGCACUGCUUUUGUUAAAGAUUAUUAAUAUUUUAGCCAACUUCUUCAUUUUGUCCCACACGUCACUAUUUAUGUUUCACUUAAAAGGGAAUAAUGCGGGGGCGAGGCUAAUGCGGGUCAACUUCUUUGCAAAAAAAACACUGAAAAACAAACAUAGAUAAUUUUUUGCUGGAAAACUAUAGAAAUCUUAAAAAUAGUAAGAUUUCAAAGCUUAAACUUGCCAGUAAGCCAAAAGGUUAUCUGUUGUAAACAACAAAAUUGUGGAAAAAGCUGCUCGUACUUAACAGAAGAAAGGAAAAAAGUGACGAAGCCAAAAGAAGAAGUAAACUUUUUAAGCUUGAAAAGGGUAAUUUUUGUUAAAAUGACAAUUUAACACCAACAACAACAAAUUUUAUUGAAAAUUGGAAAAAUAACUAAUUACAUUACUUUCCCACCCGCAAAUAGCUUAUAAACUAAUCGAGGCGGUGGGGGAGGGGGGGGGGGGUGGGGAUGGGAGAGCUGAGACAUAUUAUUGUUUCGUAGUAUUCUAUUUUUACUCUUGUGUAUAUCUGUAAAAUGGAGUUUAAACUGAUCAGUAUAUCGUCUUUAUAAAAUUUAGUGUUUGAGUUCUUGUCGAGUGAAAUGUGCGUACGUUUUUGACUGGAUAUUUUGAUAAAUAAUGUAGGCUAGCUAAAUGUAAGCUUAUGUAUAAAUAAAAAUGCAAUUUUAGUCAACUUCGUUUAAACCAAUUUAACUUCCUUACAGUACAAAGAAUUUAUGCAGAAUGUCUGCCCGUUAGUUUAUUUUUUUUUCAAAUACACAUGAUUUUGCAUUCGCUCCUUUAGAAAAAAUGUCAACUAAAAAGAAGGUUUCAGUUUCACUUGCAGGCUUUCGACAAGUAAGUACACUCCAAUGAAAGGUAGGCCUAAAGUAGUUUUAACCAUAUAUCGCUGAAAAUAACAUUAAAAUGGCUUCAGGAUAUUGCCUUGUUUAAGGAUUUUGAAACCAUCUUCGCAUUUUUAUUGAACUGAUUCACCGACCACUAUUUCGGUAAAUUUCUGGUUAGUCUCGUUUAUUUCUUAGUGACGACGAGCUGAUUUUCCUUUUUGCUGUUUGAAACAAUGAUUUCUAAAGCCUGUAAGCAAGUUUGAGACCUCUAAAACCUUUCAACGUUUCAAAAUUUCAAAAUUUUUUCAUCGAUUUGUUAGUCUCGCUUUCGCGCAAAACAAGCACUCGUCCUAGGUCGCCCGGGAAUACGAAACUCGCCUAUUCUGGUAGGUGGGCCUCCAAAGCACUCCCUUGGCAUGAAGCAAAAAAAGGAAGAAGAAGCCAGGUCUGAAUAAAGUUUUAACCCUAUUCAGCUAAUACAAUUUACUCCUCCCAUUCUCAUCAUUGUUCAGACAACUGUGUUGAACACUGUGUUGAUAUUAGUGAAAAGAAUACACAGCCGCUUCGCCAUUUAAAAAACUCGUGUUAAUACUUUUUAUCGGUUAGUUUUACAUUUUUGAGUGGAAUAAUUAAUAUAUCCGUUCAACUCACUCAAAACUGACCAUGCAUGCUAUUUUACACUUUCUAGAAUAGCAUGCUUGUGUUUGUGUCAUGGGUCAUCAGCCUUUUGAUUAUCAUAGCGUUAAGAUUAUGAAACUUAAGAUCAACGUAGGCACCAUCGUCUGUUUCUCUUUAUAUUACAUGAAGAAGAGAAGGAGGUGAUGGUUUAAUUUUCAUACCAUUGCGCGAUAGGAGAUCAAAGAGGGAGUAGAUUCCUUGCUUUCCUCCCAUGGGGAACGCUACUCCUCAAAACCUUUGUGGUUUGGGCGCAAACACCAACGUUUAACCUGAUCAAAGCUUAAAUAUGUUGCUAUUCUUAUAUUCAAAGGUCAUAUAGCGCCUUUAUCGACAUCGCACAAACAGCAGAUAAAAAGUAUAUAUACCAACGAAAGUAUCAAGGAAGAAUCAACUCUAUUACCUAGAAAUGCGUCUUUUAUUAAAACUGACAGAAAGUUAAAAUAUAUCACUUUUCUGCGGAAGUAUUAAAUGGUAUUAAUAACUGAAGCUAGCGAAAUGUCUCUAACCGUCUUCAUCAGAUAUCAUUUCUGCUGAUUGUCAGUGGCAAGAGAUGUUAAGGUUGGUGCAUUUGUAGCCAUUUUAAAAUUAUGACUUUAUGCAUUCCUCCGCACAAAUGUUUUUCAUCUUCCGGGUAUCUAAUAGUUGUUUCUCGUAAUUCCGAGAUUAUUAAUUUGACAAGACACACUUUAUAGUUUAUUAGACACGUGAUCUCGUCCAGACCACCAAUUAUAGCUGUCAUCGCAAACAAUACAUUAGUUGUUUGAGAGUUCAGAUGUAGGGAAAUGCAGUUCACUCGGCUGUCAGCUGUUUAUCUGCUGAUGAAGUAUCACAUUGCUAUGAAAAGAUUUUUACUAGCUUUGUCAGAACACUGAGAAAAGAAACACAAACAAUGCAGUGAAUGCAAAUUGUCCAUUAAUAUUAUUACUUGGGAGUUUCCCUCGAAGUCCAUACCGACGACGAAGUCAUGAAUUCUAACUUAUCUCCUCCAAGAAAACCGUGGAGUCACUCUGUUUUGAUGUUCUUGGUCACGCUAUUUACCUUUUCCUUAGGUAAGUCUUCACUUUAACUAAAUAUGUCUUGCACUCUACUUUAGGACCCUUAAGGAUCUAUAACUCGCGCAAUUGCGCGGUUAUUUCCUUUAACUCAUAAAUUAAGAUCCAUCACGUUUAUAUAAGGACGGAAACAAAUGACAUUUGACAGCCCGUGCACACGGGCUUGAUACAAUACCCAAGCUACAGCUGUAUGUCUCUUUUUUGAGGCAAUAUGAACUAUCAACAGUAUGUUUUCAGAUCAAUUUUUGAGCAAUAUAAAAAUUUCUCCGUGAUCUGAUAUCUAUACUUUCAAAUCCCAAGGAUUUUUUUGUGGUCUCUAUAGAUUUGUUUUCACCCAUUUUCUGUAACUGUACUUUGACCCCAAUAACUCUGUUAUCAAUCCCUUUCGAGAAUUGAUCUGAGGUAAACCAUAAUCAUUUACGUUUCGAUAAAUAUCGUCUGCCAUUGUUAAUGGUUGAUUUAUGCAGCUUACAACACGGCUAGGUAUGGAGAAAUAAUGCAUUAGUUUAACCGGAGAAAGCAUCUCUCUCCUCCCAAUUUUGUUCCUUCUAUACUCCCCCUUACAUUUAAAAGUUUUGGCAUCUGUAAAGCGGUAGUGGACAGCAAUAAUUUAAGGAUUUAUUAUACCUAUGACUAAACUUCUAUCAGUUAAGGGCUCAUUACUGUACUACGCCUACACAAUUCGUAUUUUCAACACUAAUUGCUGCGGAGCGACCGUAGGGAGCGAGCAGCAACAUAAUCAGGAUUUAAGGGAAAUAUAUAAGGGGCGACGAAUUCUCGAAUUCAUCACUUUUUACCACAAUGCAUUGCAUUUAACCACACUUUUUACCACAAUACAUUGCAUUUAACCAGAGUGCAUUGCGCCACGAACAAGUCAAAUAAAAACACGGGGAAGUUCGCAUCGUUCGCUGCCCAGACUCAGAGUUUUCUUUGUAGCAAAUUUUCUACAGCACGGUUAGAGGUCUUACCAAAUUUAAGACACGCAGGAGUCUUUCAGAUGAGUGCGAUGGUUAACUUGGGGAUUGGAUUUCAACUCAACAGCCUUUGACUCGUCCAGGUGUUAAACCUGACGAGAAGAUGAGUAUUUUCCUUUCGACUCCGCAACACGGGGGAUAUACAAAUUCCAGCUUGCUAGAAGAUGAUGUGAAAGUGAGAAAAUGUCAUCCAUGCUAUUCUUAAGAACCUGUAUGAGCCGAAAAUGGAUGUGAUUUUGACCAUUCGCUUCAAAAUAACAGCGGAAAUCGAGAUAACGGGCGCUUUCCAUUUAGGAAAAAAAACCCGGAAAUUUCGGAGGUAGCAAAAGUGGAAUUUCCGAUUGGUAAAAAGUUGUUCCAUUUGGUCGUAAACCCCGGUAUGUGGCGGUGCCCGACCGUGGACCUGGAACUGGUACAAAGUACGAGAAACGUAAAUGGAACACGACAUUCCGUUCGGAAAUUCCAACCGGGAAAACGGGACCACCUUUUUAGAUUUUCCACUUUUUCUGGGAAUUUCCAGUGGGACGAACCGAUGAAACGUGUUCCAUUUACCGCCGAACCGGAAAUUCCGGAAAUUUUGACUAAAUGGAAAGCGCCCAACAAAACAUAUGUAUUGUGUCCUACGUUGCAGACGAGGACGUGUAUCGGGGUUUUGAAAAGCAUAAUUAUGUUCUCUCAUUCAUUCAUUACCAUGGAAUAUGCGUUGACAUUGUUUUUUUGCUUUUAAUAGCUCGAUUAAUGCGGCUGGCGAUCAUCUUGCCGGCGGAAGUUUCACGGAAAAGGAAUUAAAUUAAAGACUUUUCCCGAAAUUACGUAUUCAUUCUCCGUGGUGUAGUGGUGAGGUGUAGUCGCAUCGAGUCGAUGGUGCCGGGUUCGACUCCUACUGAACUCUUUUUUUCCUUCUUUCUUUUUUUCUUUUUCUGUUUUUUUUUUGUGUUGUUGUUUUCUAUAAAUAUAUAGCUAAAUAACUGUUACUUAAUAAAGUGCAAUAAACAGCAAGAAAAGUAUCAUGUUUCCAGAGAAAAGAUAGUACACCCUAUAUUAAAUAUAUGGAUAAACAAUCUGAAUUUCUAUCAUUUCCUACAAAUUACUGUGGGAAAACCAGAGUUGAUAACCAUUUGAUCAUUUUUUAAACAACGUUCCCACGAGUUCUUUAUAUAGACUGAUAGUAAUUAUUCUAGGACUUUCCAACAUGUAAAUAGCACAUUCAAUGUCAUUUUCGAUUCUUUUAAGUCCCACUGCCUAACUAAUGCCAGUAUCAACAGAAUGUGCCGCAGCAUUACUAUCUUUUAGAUACCCUAGUUGUAACCCUGAUAAUUAUAGAAUGCAACUAACUUACGAUUUUUCACUUUCAGUGUGUAACAUUUUCUUUGAAUGAUCACACCCUUUUCUUAAGUGAUUUUCACGUUUGUGUUUUUAGGUCAGGAUAUAACUUGGGUAAACCAGCCACCUAAUCCAACAUUCGGAGUCCGCGAUGAAAACGUUACUUUAGAAUGGCAAUACAGGCUCAAUGCUAGUGACAGACUUUCUCAGUUUUUCUUGAAAAGAAGAGAAAACAAUGAAAUGGAGGAAUUGGUUUCGUACGUGGCCAGCAAUAAUGAAAAGACAUAUUUUAACAAGAAAUUUGUGAUGUUGAAGCAUGCAAUUCCAUCCUUCAUGUUAAUAAAUGCUCAGGAAAGUGAUGCCACUAAAUAUUGUUGUAGAAUUCUCACAGCCAAUGGCAAAAAAGGAAGGAGUUGCGUGGAGCUUAAAAUACUAGGUGAGUCUCUCCAGAUGUAAAUGACACACAGUGCUUUAUCUAGAACUUAAGCAGUGAUUUUUAAUAUAUUACUUCAUUCUUGCUCAUUAAUCGCCUCCAGAGCGCAGAACGCCUUUUCGUGUAAACUAAUGUGAUUUGGAUGGGCUAGAAUUUAUGGAAAAGCGUAAUAGACUUGAAAGAAAUGUUGCCACAGUACCUUAUGGGAAGUGCGUGCGUAUGAUAUUCUACACGCAGGGGUUGUUGACCCCUCAAAUUCGAACGUACGGAUGAGAUUCUCAAAGAAAACCAAUUCCUGCCCUUAAACCACUUUCGGUGUGUUAAUUCGUGCAUACUGAAUGACCUUAAAACAAUCCUCGAAGUUGGGAAACCUUGGCAAGAAUUUCAUCAUUUAUUUAACUGGAUCAGUAGUCUUCCUCCUACCUGAAAACAACAUCGUUCGUAGUUCUUAGUUAACGAGCUAUUUUUCAACAUGCAAAUGCUUAUCUUCAUUUUAAGCGAGUUUUUUUGCAACUCAUUUUCAACCGAGACUGCUUUUUAGCUCAUAACAAACGUACAUCUGUACACGACCACUGUGUAUAAGAUUAAUCUUUACAUCUACAAGUGUAGCAGCCUUUUCUUCAUCACUCAAUCCCCUAACCUCUAUUAAAAUCUUUUUUAGAACGCCCCAUGAUAAUUUCUAUCUCAAGUAACCAAACAGCGCCAGAAAAUGAAAAUUUGACACUUUCAUGUAACGCAACUGGCAAACCACCCCCUGAUGUGACUUGGACCAAACGAGGAAACAAGGAAUGGAAGCAUCUGGGAACAAUUCUGUCCAUAAUAAACAUUAGCAAAGUGCAACAUGGAGAGACCUACUCGUGUACUGCGAAAAAUAAUGUUAGUUAUGCGAUUGCUUCUGUCACGAUCGCUGUUAACUGUAAGUGUAUCUUGAAGUCUACUCAGAUUGCAAUGUGAUAGUAAGUAUACAGCUUAGACUUCACGAUAGGGCCUUUUUCGUUGCAGUUUAUUGAUUUGCAUUUCAGUUAUGUUUGUUCUGUUUUGCUGUCUUCAUCAAUGGAAAAGGAAAACAAAACAGAACAGAACAAAACCAACAAGGAUCCGAAUCUUGUGCCUGUUAUGUAACUAAAUAGUUAUGGCCUUUUAUGAGUUGACUGUUUUUUUUUGGAAUGGCAAAGCAAAAUUGGAAAUGAUAGAUUGAAGAGUGGAAACCGAGGGGGAAAGAUCUCUACCCUUUUUAGGAAACUAAUAGCCACGGGAGGUCUAGUACUUAUUAUGCAGGGGCUAGUAGCAUUUUAAUUACUUAUGCGUUAGUCAGUCAGACCUAACAGCUAACAUCUUUCGCUGAACCCAGUCAAAGUCUUAAUUUUAACGCAAUAAUGCCACUGAGGCGUUAGCAAUAAAGUCUGAUCUUAGGUGUUUAUGACCUGGAUGGCUCCAGAAUUAAAGGAGUUGAGAAGUGAGUGUUGCUAUGGUGACUCUCAAUAUAACAUUUAACAACUAUAGAAUGAGGCUGAGAAUGAUCUGAAGAAUUAUGGAGAUCGAGGAUGGCAUUAUUGACAACACCCUCCUCGAUCUCCAUAAUUUUUCAGAUGAUAUGAAAGCCGAAUCUAAUCAUUGUUUUAUUAUUCAUUCAAAAUAAUUCUAAGUUUAAAAACAAGCUAAAACAUGCUUACCUUGGUAGAUGUAACGUUUCCGUCUUCCAUUCUCCGCUUCUCGGCAAGUUUGGAAGAUAAAUGGAUGUUCAAAAUAGCAGAUGUCUUCCGUCGAGUCGCAUUCUUGCUGUUCUUGCUAUGUUCGUAAUUCGCUUAUUUCCUCUUCGGGAAACGAGUGAAAUGUUGUGCCAUUUUGUACUGUUCUACCCUCGUCCCCAGGGCUUCUCGGUUGCCAGUCCACUUUUCUGACAAUUAUGCUGAACUACUGUCGUCAUUUUCCACAUAUCGUAAACAUCUUCCAAAUUUGAACAACGCUAGCUCGGGUUAUGAAGAAUUACCCGUGGAAUUUGAGCCAAUCAGGAACGGAGAAACAUUUUGCAUGAAUAAUAAAAUACUUUUAUAUCAGACAGCUAGCGCUCGUUAGUGAAUUAGAUAUGAAUAAAUGUUUGAAGAUUGUUCUUGAGAGACUACCCUAGGUCGUAUAUAACUUAAGCGGUAGUAUCAAAUCAGUUUUAAGUAUGUUGUUAAUAUGCUGUCAUUUCCUUGAGGUCUUUAAGAAAUGUGCUUUUGAAAUCAUUGUAGAUGCACCUUUAAUCAGUCUACCUUCAAAGUCAUACAACGUUACUGAAGGCGCUGAUACAAGGCUUCUUUGUCCCAGUGAUGGUAGACCUCCUCCUAUUGUCACGUGGUCAAAGAUAAAUGGUUUCAACAACAGUUCAUAUCCACCCGGUCAAGUGCUUAAUAUAUCGAAUAUAAACAGGACUGAAGCUGGCAAAUACCAAUGUACCGCCAAAAACAGUGUAGGAAAAGAGGCGAUUGCUACUAUUUACAUCAAUGUCAUUUGUAAGUUUUAGCUGAUAUUUUAAUGUUUCAAAGAAGUUUUAGGACGAAUGAAAUUGUGGCCUAUGUUUUGUUUGGCUUGAUAUCGUUCUACUAACAUGAAUCUGUAUCAAAGUCGGGAACUACAACCAAAGUUAAAAAUCAUUUGGAAAUGUAAUAGGCUCUUUGCAGCAGGUCAGUCACGUGGUACAAAUACUCACUGGGACGAGACAAACUGUUUUCACAGUACGUUUCUUGCGCCCCAGCAUGGCGCCCCCAGCAUGGAGGUUUUGUACCACACGUAAUUUACUAGCUGCAUAAUUCUUUAGAUCAUCCAAAUGGAAUAAUUAACGAGGCCUCUUUACAUUGUCCAAGCAGCGCCGAACCAGCAGUUCUUGACUGACAAAUACUCUGUGAAGUCGCGAAUCGAGCUCAAUAAACGGUUACAUCAUACGCCCUUAGUUCCGUUAAUAGUCCUCCUACUAGUCCGUUCACCACUGUCCUAUAUGCAAAUCAAGGGUCUCUUUUCUUAGAGUGUUAACGCUCAUUUCGCAUCUAAUUAUCCUUCACCACUGUCCUAUAUACAAAUCAAGUCCCUCUUUUCUUAGAGUGUUAACGCUCAUUUCGCAUCUAAUUAUCCUACAUUAAGUCCCUUGAGACCCGACACUACACACUGGAGACCGUUAUUCGAUAGCAACGCAUUUCCGUUUUUACAAUUUUCCUUCAUCUUGUGACUGAAUUCUUAAACAGGCUAUAUUUUCGUUACUUAACAAAAUGUUGAUCGCAAGACUUUCCCUAUCCGUAGAUCCACCUACUAUCGUUAGGAGAACCAGUACCCAAAUAUUGAACGAAACUGGGGAACUGCGUCUAAAAUGUUACGCGACAGGUAAUCCACGGCCAUUCAUCACGUGGACUAAAGUACCAGACCCUACAACUCUGGACUCACCAGACGGUGUUCUUACUAUAUAUAAGGCGAACAAAACCCAUUCUGGAAUUUAUCAGUGCAGAGCUAGUAACGGAGUUGGAAGAGAUGCAACUGCACUAUCUUCAGUUAGGACUGAAGCUGGCAAAUACCAAUGUACCGCCAAAAACAGUGUAGGAAAAGAGGCGAUUGCUACUAUUUACAUCAAUGUCAUUUGUAAGUUUUAGCUGAUAUUUUGAUGUUUCAAAGAAGUUUUAGGACGAAUGAAAUUGUGGCCUAUGUUUUGUUUGGCUUGAUAUCGUUCUACUAACAUGAAUCUCUAUCAAAGUCAGGAACUAAACCAAAGUUAAAAGUCAUUUGGAAAUGUAAUAGGCUCUUUGCAGCAGGUCAGUCACGUGGUACAAAAACUCACUGGGACGAGACAAACUGUUUUCACAGUACGUUUCUUGCGCCCCAGCAUGGCGUCUGUAUAAUUCUUCAGAUCAUCCAAAUGGAAUAAUUAACGAGGCCUCUUUACAUUGUCCAUGCAGCGCCGAACCAGCAGUUCUUGACUGACAAAUACUCUGUGAAGUCGCGAAUCAAGCUCAAUAAACGGUUACAUUAUACGCCCUUAGCUUCCGUUAAUAGUCCUCCUACUAGUCCGUUCUACACUGUCCUGUAUGCAAAUCAAGUCCCUCUUUUCUUAGAGUGUUAACGCUCAUUUCGCAUCUAAUUAUCCUACAUUAAGUCCCUUGAGACCCGAAACUAUACACUGAGGACCGUUAUUCGAUAGCAACGCAUUUCCGGUUUUACAAUUUUCCUUCAUCUUGUGACUGAAUUCUUAAACAGGCUAUAUUUUCGUUACUUAAUAAAAUGUUGAUCGCAAUACUUUCCCUGUCCGUAGAUCCACCUAUUAUCGUUAGGAGAACCAGUAUUCAAAUAUUGAACGAAACUGGGGAACUGCGUCUAAAAUGUUACGCGACAGGAAAUCCACGGCCAUUCAUCACGUGGACUAAAGUACCAGAUCCUACACCUCUGGACUCACCUGACGGUGUUCUUACUAUAUAUAAGGCGAACAAAACCCAUUCUGGAAUUUAUCAGUGCAGAGCUAGUAACGGAGUUGGAAGAGAUGCAACUGCACUAUCUUCAGUAAGAUUCAAUUGUAAGUUUGUUUUCAAUUAUUUUUAUUCUCGCUUGACCCAUUUUUUCAUUUUGUGUUAUAUGCACGGUCUCCCUCGCUCCCGAAUUUAAAUAUGAGGUCCUUUCAUUUUACUGUUUAGCGUGAAAUGAUCUCUAAUCAGGUGACUUACUAUGUGCGGGAAGACAUAAGAGUGACUGGCAGAUGGGUUUGUUGAGUGUUACCGUAUACUGCUGCUUAUAAGCCCUGGGCUUAUACAAGUUCGUAAGGGGUUUUAGGUGGGCUUAUAAACGGGGGAGCUUAUAUCCGGAUGGGCUUAUAAGCGGACGAAAAAAAACGUUUCAAAAUGAGCAACAGCACUGUUGAUCGACGUAUGAUUUAAAUUUAUUACUCUUACAACGGAUACAGUUUGUCAAAAGUUUUGUGAAACGCACUGUAACACUACAGGAGAACAAUGAACAGUUACUUCAAAGCAUUUGGCGAUAUGUUGAAAUAAAGAUUGUCAAUAAUAAAAUGGUAAUAAAGUUAUUCUUCCGUAAUCUUUUCCAGUUAUUUGUUGAAGUAAUAGUGUUCUCUGAGAGUGCUUAAUAUUAAUAAAACAAGAAAAACUGGAGGGAGGCUUAUAUCCUGAUGGGCUUAUAAUCGGAUGUAUUUUUUUGUUUGCACGUAGGUGGGCCUAUAACCGGGGGGGCUUAUAAGCGGAUGGGCUUAUAAGCGGCAGUUUACGGAGAGGCAUAUUUGCUGGUCGACUACACUUUUUAAAGAUCCCAUUCUAUUUCAUUAAGUGUUCUGGGCUAAUUGGGUUUGUGUGCCAGUUAAUAUGAAAUUCAGAAACAUUCUUGGCUCAUUGGUAAUAGUAAACCAAGAGACGACCUUAUGGAUUGUGAUUGGUUAUAUUUAUACUCCUGUGUCUUUUCAACAGACAAACCAGUCGAAACUCGCCUAAGAUCAGACACCAAAGAUGACAGAGUGAUAGCGGGAAACUCUGUAACUUUUUCGUGUACUGCUGAGAGUAACCCACCUCCAAACCUGGAAAUCCGCUUGAACAAUGUGUCGUUGGGUUUCUUCAAAAACAAUACAUUCACUCUUCAAGACGUCAACACGUCUUAUGGUGGAACCUACGAAUGUGUUCCAUGGAACAUGUUUGGAUACGGCCCCAUAGCAACUGUCAACCUGACUGUACAAGGUAUAUGUUAAGCUGCUAAGCAGGAGAUUAAAAAUGGAAAAGGGAGGGAAAGCUAAUACUUCCACUUCAUUUCCUUACUUUUUGGAGCCUGCCAAGGAGCCUAAAUAAUGACUUAACGUUCCACUGUCCAGUUUAUCUGCGCUUUUAAGAAAAAGAACGAAGAAAUGAAGUUUGGUCCUUGUCCCUUAUCUAUCAGUAUGGGUAACUUUACUUAAAAAAUGAGGCUAAUUUACCCUUAUUUGUUUACCUUUCUCUAGCAAAGUGAAGAAAGCAAUUUCUUAGGAUAUUGAGAAAAAGCAAAAACUUUAUUUGCAGUGUGAAAACAUAACCGAAAAUUAUAGAGCGUUUUUACUCACGUGGCCAGCAUCUGUGCAAAUUUAUUGGAACAAAACAAGGCGUUUGCAUAAGAAAGGAGAUCAACUCUCACGGCAUUGGUUUGGGACACCAACAUGGCGCUGUUUCUUUGUUUUGGAACACCAAUAUUAUAUGGCCGCCGUGAGGUCAUGUGAAAACGCUCUAUAAUUGGCUGUUGUUUCUGGUACACGGUAGAAUUUCAUGAUUCAAGAUUAAAAACGAUAUAAAAGUAUAAAGUCAUAUAUUAAUUUAUACAUUAUUCUCUUCCUUCUAGAGGUGGUCCGAGGCAGGAAAGGAACAAAUACAUAAUAGUUAAUAGCACUGCUGUUGACUGCUUUUGAAGUGUCUAUAAUUUUUUGGUAGCCCUAGGAUUGUCGAAAGUUUCAUUGCCUGUUUCUUUUAGGAUAUCAUUGGAUUAAACUAGGAACAGCACUAAAAUUAUCCCAUCCUUAAUUUUCUUUCCACGGUUCCAAAAAGCUAGAGUUGGAAAAUCGCUAACAUUGCCUUUUAAAAUUUGUUUUAGUUCCGCCUUCGAUUGACUUUAUUUCCCACGAGGUUACUGUAAACGAGACUGAAAAUGUCACCAUAUUCUGCAACGCAUCGGGGAUUCCAAAGCCAGUGGUCACCUGGACAUUUCUGGGCAGCUCAUCGGAUGGUAUGGAAUCUGUUAACUUGGAAUCUCUCUCGUUACCACGUAUCAACAAAAGAAAAGCUGGAAGAUAUCGAUGUACAGCAGCAAAUGGCGUCGCAAAUCCUAAAUCCGCUCACGUUGAUAUAAAAGUAAAUCGUAAGUGUGAACAAAUAUAAAGUAACAUUCACAUUUCGCUAAAAUCCGCGGUUGUAAUUCCCAAAAUUCCAGGUAACUCAAACCGGCAACAGUCGGAAAAUUGUUUGCCCUUAAUUUGACUUCUGAUUCCUGAAGAGAAACCCAUCGAUGGUUGACCAUGCUAGAGGCUUAACACGAUAACGGAUACAAAUGUCCCUCAAAAUAUUUACAACUUUUGUCUUUCAGAUAAACCAGAAAUAGAACAUGUUGGACCUUCAAGGGAAAUCACCUCUUGGCUAAACCAUGACACUACAUUAACGUGCAAAGCAGCAGGAUUUCCAUUGCCAGAAAUUAAAUGGAGUCAUGAUGGCGCAGUAGAAUAUUCUGUCCAAGGUUACUCCUGCACCAGUAUUCUCAGGUUCACACCCAAACGAGCGAGUGAUUUUGACGUUGUAGUGUGCAUGGCAAAAAAUAUUCUUGGAUCAGCAGAAGCCAAAGUAACUGUUAAACAACUUAGUAAGAAUACGUCCAGUGUUCUUUUUUUAUGGUAAAGUUAAAACAUAUCACUUAUUAUUCAUUAAAAAAAACUAGUAUAUGGUAUGCUCAAUUGGACACAAGGGGUAUGUAUUUUGUAAGACGGGCAUAAUUUCUUGCCGAAUUCCUGUUUGUUUGAUAUACGUUUGGAAAAGGCGAUUAUUUGUACGGUGUUUGUGUGUAAAAAAGAUCUUCGUUCUCUCGUAAUUAAAGAAUUUCUUUUACUUUUCAGGAAAACGACAGUUUCUGCUUUAACCAAUUAAGAGAAAAAUUGUGCCUUUCUCUAUUGAAAUUCAAUUUCAAACAAACUUAAUGGAAAUUCUUCGAGAAUGGUGCGCGUUUGAGAAAUUGCCUAACUAAGGCAAAGCAAAUUCGCUCGUUUUUUUUAUCAUACAUAUUAAUCAUAUGCUAGCCUUGAUUUCAUUUUUUUCCACAGGUGUUCCAGACCCCCCAAAGAUCCUACGAAUUGACGAAGGUCUUAAUAACCUAAAAAUUCACUGGAAGGAGUCUACCGCUAAACCAAAAUUUUCGAUUCUCGGUUACAUGGUACAGGUUAAAGAAAAGGGAGAAUCACAUGAGUGGAUAAACUGUACGCAGAUGGAAAAUCAAACAGGUUCCAUGAUGUGUCUCAUGGAUGAGUUGAAGAGCAACACCGAAUACAUUGUAAGAAUAUCUGCAAGGAAUGUAGUGGGUUUCAGUGAGUUUACUAUGAGGGAGGUUUCAACAAAAGAACCAACAGGUAACGGCUUCCCCUUCAUGUGCUAAUGCCUAUUAGCAACCUUUCAAGAUUUUGAUAAAAUAUUCUUCUCCACAUUCUUUCCCCAGAUAAUUCGCUCCUGUUAAUUUAAAUAGCUAAUUAAUAUCGUUCAAGGCUAGUGCCUUAAUUGGGAAUGAUGACACGUGAGACAUAAUGACGAGUCGUAUUACAAAAUACAUGGUUCCAAGCGCUGCUAAAACAACAGUGCUUGUAUCUCAGUUUAACAUUAGCACUUAUACGUCCUGUAAUUAUGAUAUUUUUCGAUGAGCCUAAUGUAGUGAAACCCCUAAAGCAAUAAUCUAGGCCGCGAUUUAUAAGAAUGUGUUAAAUAAGUGUAACAUGUAUAGUUUCUUAGCAUCACACAAAACGUUUUUAAAAUAGCAAUUGAAAGUAAUCUUGUAGAACACAUCACGAAACAUCGAGUUUAUAAGACUUUCGCACAGUAAAUUCUAGUUUUAUAGUGGGGGUAAGGGUGGAGUAAGUCUUUUAAUCUGAAGAAUCAUAGGCUUCACGCUGUGUGAUACUACCGAAGAGUUCGUCGUUAAUUUCGGAUUUAGCAGCCAGGGUCGCUACUUUCGGGUAGCUAAGACGUGCGCCGUACAUGGUACAAAUGUGAAAACAUCCACACUUUUUACUUGGGAAAACUUAUUUCAUGUUUUUUCGUUUUUAAAUACAAAUUCAAAAGAACUGUUCGAUUACGGUCUGGAUAUUCAAAAAACGAAAGGAAGACUUUUGGAAUUAAAGAAAAUAAUGUAAUGUACCGUUGGUUACAUAAACUCUCAGAAGGAGUGUCACAAAUAAGAUCUUUAUAACCUUUUAAAAUAAUCCUCGGAUCAGUUUGGUAAAGUUUGUUGUAUGUUUAAUUUUCGUUACUUCUUGCGAAAAGGGAAAUUAUUUUCAGGCGAAGGAUCGUUAUCUUCGGAGGGUCUCUACCUUUGGUAUUUUCACACUUUUGAAAUUUUAUCGCUGCUUUCGGGGCCGGGUUCGUUACUUUCGGAACUUCACGGUACAAUUUCGCUAGUUUAUGCACGUUUACCGCGAUAUUAUGUAUAGCUGUACACUUUAUUGCAACAAACGGGCAUGCUUGAAAAAAAACCCAAUCAACUAACAUGUAAACCUAUUUUGUAGUAAAAGAGAAGCAGCAAGGCCUCCCUGGAAUUACUGUUCACUGGAUAAUUGCAGGAGUAACUAUCGGCUUCUGUGUUGUGUUACUGUUAGUUGCUGCUGUAGCAUUGAAGAGACGCUCUCGAGGUUUGUUUACUCCGAAAUACACAGACUAAUUAAUAUAUCAUUGCGAAGCAGUAAACUAUAAACAACUGAAACAUGGAGUUUAAUGCACUUGUUUUUAAAAAUACGAAUUUGAAUAACUACUACCGGAUGCAAUUGUUUGUUUAAUUUUUCAGGCAAACAAUAUAAUCAAAUUUCCUCAUCAUCAUGAUGAGAUAAAUAAAAAAGUUAAUAGAAAAUAUAUAUUAAAUAGUACAAACUUGGAGGCAUAAAGCAAGCUUUCAUCAGUCAGCGAAACUCGUGUUACACCCUUUUUUACCCUUGCAUUCAGUUGUACAUUAAUUUAUUCACCCGAACGUUCCUUGACCAACUGAAACAAAUUUAAACAUUGUGAAGUGACAUCCUAUUCAGUACAGCUCUUAAAGAAAACAUCACAACUAACUUCAAAAUAGAUUUGAACCGUUUUGAAUUCUACUGACAGCGCCCGUCUAUGGGAUUAACGAUUUGUGGAAAAUCAAAUAGUCAAAAUUAUUCUUCAACGAUUCAAGGAAGCAAAUGGCUUUUUAUUGGAGUAUCAUUUGCAUUUUGUUCUAUUAGACGGGUUUUUAUUUCUAUUUUUACUUAUUUAGGAUUAUAUCACCGUUAAUUUAGCAUUAUGUCAAUUAUAACUGCUUGUGAUCCAGGCCUUUUAGUGACUAAUUUGAGAAAAGAAAAAAAGAAAAAAAAUCAUAAUUUUAAGAUGACCUAAUUGCAGAUGCUGGGUUCAAUUAUCAACAGUAUUCAUUUCUCUCGUUAUUUCAUACGUUACAGAUUUUUUUGGCUUCCUAAUCAUCCUUUCAUACACAGAUCAACAUUUGUAUGACGAUUUACCCGGCGAAUUGAACGCGUUUUUGAUGAAAAUGAAGUUCAUCUAAUCAAUUCAAAAGAGCAGAUCCAAGACGGCCGAUGCUUUUGGUUCCUUCCUUAAUGAUAAGUGAGGUCAUCAUGCCAUCACUUCUAUUGUUAAAGUUUAUUUUAAAUGUUUUAUUCAGCCUCUUGUUUUUAUCAGACCCCUAAAACUAUUUAAGUAUUUUUGUCGCUUUAUGGCCACUUAAAGAGGGAAUUUGGAUUCUACUAAUAAAUUCAACAAUAUGACGUCAUAAUGACGUCAAAUAACGUUACUGUGUCAGUGAAGUUAAGCCUAGAUUUUGGACAUGUAUUUAUUAAGCAAAAAGAAAAGCCAGUUCUGAACUAGCCUCCUCCGCAGGCUUCACUGUCCUGUUUUAGAGAACGAGUGGCAGAAUGGCGCAGAGAACGGAGAGUGACAGUGAUACCUGUCAAAUAUCUACAAGGUGAUGACCUUCUUGACAUUUUGGCUCGCGCAUACAAAUCCAAUUUGUGUACGGGGAUAUUUUGAGAGACAAAAGCCGUUUACCGUGACCUACAGUAAGAACUAAUAGUUUUUUAGUUUGUUUUCUGGAUUUGUAAUAAUUUGUCUGACGAAAACCCCCAGAAGGGCCAGGGUCUUGUCACUGAUCCACAAGGGUGAAGGACGGGGUCCUCACUCUUCGAAUUUUGGCAGGCAACUCCAUCACAUUUUUUCUCCUUUUCUCGUCCUGAGACUACUCACGGUCAGUGUAACCGGAAUUGCCUGCAAAGGAGACUAGGUCUUAACAGGGUCAGGAAAAUAGUCUGUACCUGAAUUCUUUUUGUGUUUAGUACAAUGUAUAUGAUUUAGGUGUUUUCUAGUUUAAAGUUGGAGUACAUGUAGAUGUACUGCAAUAACAGCUAAUUUGAAACAUGUUUUUCUUUUAUCAGGACGAGGCGAAGUAACAAACGUUAACGAUAGGUUGGUUAAACUAUAAUCAUACUUGAUGAAAGUGAUCCUGAUUAUGUUUUCCUUUCAUGAGUUGUACGAUACCAUUACGGCGUUUUUUCUACUGCCUUAACAGUCAUGCAGUUUAGUGACGCAUACGGACUUAUCCAAGACCAUGAAAAACAUCCCAGAAACGCUCUUACAAACUGAACUCUCUGCUAAAAAAAAGCGCAAAAAAAAGGCUCGUUUGACUGUUGAUAAAGUAGCCUGCAAAUACAGCCGCUACUCCUUGCUCCUCACCGAUAGGAACGUUUCGCCAGUAGGAAAGUCUGCACCUUAGCGACAGAAAUUCGACACUGAUGACGUAAAAUUUGUCCGAAAUCUGGUCAGGAGCUCUGAGUGGUCGACAAAGUAGUUACACUGAAUGACAGACAAAAGACAAAAGGCCACAAAGGUCAAAUUUAAAUUAAACGGAGUUGUAAACGUGAUGAAUCUACUACAAAACAGUUAAUAUUCCUGGAAUAUAUUCUUCUUUAGAGAAAGCGUCUGAGUUUUGCUGGUGCUCGUUCGCAGUAGAACACAAACCUUUAGCGUAAUCGACCAAAAGAAACAUAAAAUCAAGCAAAUUUACAUUUGGAACCUCAUGAAUACCGGAAUUAUUAUGUAAACACUGAUUUGCGUUAAACGCAUGGAAUUUCGUUUACCGGUUUAUUAGCCCAUUAUGUUAACUUUUUUUUGUUUUGCUGACCAACCCAGCCAAUAAUCCUCAAAUGUAAGGGGUGGGCAGUACAUGGUAAUUACUCCUGUCCCGCGGCGAGGAGCGAGGAGAAACGGCUGUAUUCACAGGAUAUUAAUAAAGCGACUGGAAUGUUCUUUGAACCGCUUUGUUUUUGCAAAAUAGAACGUUCACUAAACUAAAAUUUCUUUUUUAAAAAAUAAAAUAUACAGUGGAAGAAAUCUUCCACAAAAAAGGAAGGUCUUCAGCGUAAAAACAAACAGAGGGCAAUUAUUACGGAAGACCCUAGGUGAGAUGGUGGCAACCAAUGAACAUAGAAGUCGCAAAGUUAAGAAUAAGAAUAAGCGAUACGACAGAUCUAGAUAAUUUCACUGACUUAAGUAAAUGUCGCGAGCAAUUAAUUAUAGAUAUUCCUUCCGAUGCCAUUAUUUUCCUUCCUAGAUUUUGUUAGUCGUAGUACCUAAGUCGGUCCAUUCGCACAGUCCAACAAACAAUCGUGAUUCGAGUCGAAAUCCUUUUUUAAUAGGUGUUUAUUGAACUGCAGUUAUUUCUUUGCAGAGUGAUUAGUUCAGAUGAUCCUUUUACAGCAAGGAGCCCAAAAGUGUGACCUCCUUUAAUUAACUCACAUCCUUUCGUGUAGACGUUAACCAAUCAGAAGUCAAGGACAGUUUCCAGCUGGCUCCUGAUUGGAUUAAAUCUGUACGAAAGAAUAUGAAUCAAUCAAAAGCGGUGACACUUUUGGGCUUCUUGCUGUAAAGAUCAUUACUACUUAGAAGGAGUUUUCUCAGUGACUGCCGUGUUUAAUCAAUGUUAAUUCUUGUCUUUACCCAGUGGUUCCAAAAAGGUGACUAUUACCAGUUAUGAUAAUCCAACGAUGGGGGAGAGUCUGCAGACAGUUGCAGCUGUUAUAGAGGUACCUUCUUUUGACCGUGUUGGUAUUGCACAUUUUAUAUGACGCAAGUUAAUUGUUCUCAUUCAAGGGCUCAUUACUGGAGUCGGGCUGGCUUGCUUUGCCGAAUUGUUCUUUAUCUUAAUUUACAUGAAGCACACCUUCCCGGAGCCGCCGUAUCCCGCUGAUCCUGGCAAAUCUCGCACCCAGAUUCCUUCUCGACGACGCUCCUUACACCCAGGCAUAUGUAGACAAGGCCACUAAAAAUCUUGUUAAGAGAACCGGGCAGGGUAGAAUUUCAAGCUAAUUGAUCGAUUUUGCUAGUCUUAGUCUCCACUCACCCUAACGAUGGGUGAAAUGACCCCUGGGUUCAUACCAUUCACAAAGUUCAGGAAUCGAACAUUGUUUUCAUGCGGAAUAGCACAGUACCGCAUAUAGAGAAAAUGUAACGUUAUCUUAAUGAUAAAAAAGUAUCGAAUUUAACCUUUUAAACUUGAGAGAUUAAUGUUGUAAACUAGAAUUCAGAAUCCAUUUUAAUUCAACGCUACUCCGGAUGAAGGGUGCAGUGAAGACUAAAGCUUCAAUCGGUAAAACGGGUAACAAAAACGUGUAACGUGUUUUGCAACAAUGCUGCAAAACGAGUUGAAUAGCGAUAUUACGUGUUUUACCACCUACGUUCAGUCUGAUACCUGAUUUGUUGCAUGUCGCUAUUAAAUCUUUUUGCAGCAAUGUUGCAAGAUGAGUUACAUUUUUUUUGUUGCCCGUUUUCCGUAUCUUAAAUGAAACAUUUUAGUAUCAGCUCCUAGUGAUCCGAAGGAUAUUUUCAUGCUCCGAAUCUUCUCUCUCCGUUAGGUUAAUUGAAAAGUUAUUAGUGUAAAAUGCAAGAUGAGCGAACAAACACCUAGGCAGAGACGUCGACUGAAAACUCACAAAUUGGAAAAAAAAUGAAAAUGAAAUGAAUGGGGUAAUAAUUAUAGAAUCCCACUCGAAUAGAACUUUUUAGCUUGUACAUUGUUUUUAUCCACUUCUGACCAAGUAAUGGUAAAAAAAAGCCAGGAAACUAUUUCUUUCAAACGUUGCCCUGAACCCCCGCACACGUCUGUGUGCAAAAUUUAUGAAAGGAAAAAAGGCAAAUUCUCUUGAGAACAUCACGUGGUUGAACAUACUAGCUGAAAUGUUCCGUGAAAAGCAGAUUUUAACUUUUAAUUCACCUCUUAAUUUGUCUCUUUAAUUUACUAUUCGUAUUUAUACUCAUUUAAUAAUCUAAUUUUAUUUUCUUCGCUUUAUUCGAGUUUGAUAGCGCAAAAAACUUCCAAAAAAUGCGGAAACUUUUUUUUAACUUGUAGGGGGAACAAAGUGGAUAGCAAUAAAACCUGAGUAACAAAAUACCGAUGUAACAGGAACAGUUGCUGCGAGAAAUCAUGUUUAUUGGCGGCUGGGAAGAGUUCCAGUAAAACCUGGAAAACUGGAAAGAUACGACAGAUACCGACGCACAUUUUCUAGCUGCCACUAGGACAGUUAGUCUUAGGUCAGCGUCUAUUUAAAAGGAAGUGUUUGGCAAUUCUUUUGAUUGUUUUUGUUUAUUAAAUAUUUUUUCGUCCAAAAAUUCAACUCUGAUAAGAAUUUUUGUCACUAUGGAUAAUAGAAACAAGACUAGUGUGAAUUUUUUUUCAUGAUUAAGUUGAGUAAAGCACUUGACAUAAAGAUGUUUCUUUUACAGCGGUGCGUGUUGUGACUUUUUAAGGUGUUAAAGAGAGAAGGAAAAUAACGAACGAACAAACAUAGUAGGAACUACUAUUCUGAUAUCUCACACAG
Porites evermanni is the source of this 34320-nucleotide messenger RNA. Lineage: Eukaryota; Metazoa; Cnidaria; Anthozoa; Scleractinia; Poritidae. The record is from the annotation of a GenBank genome assembly.